Scophthalmus maximus (turbot) is the source of this 1968-nucleotide messenger RNA. It is a transcript of the gene acadsb, whose product is annotated as acyl-CoA dehydrogenase short/branched chain. The coding region runs from base 128 to 1429 and encodes 433 amino acids. Gene Ontology annotation, molecular function: flavin adenine dinucleotide binding; acyl-CoA dehydrogenase activity. The transcript has 11 exons. Gene Ontology annotation, cellular component: mitochondrion. NCBI's taxonomy places the organism in Eukaryota, Metazoa, Chordata, Actinopteri, Pleuronectiformes, Scophthalmidae. The record is from RefSeq and is a predicted model, not a curated record.
GAUUCAUCUGGUGCUUUUCUUUACAGUUUCUUAUGUCACCGUGAAUCAUUUUAAGACAGUCACAAAGUUUGGCGUCACUCCGUACUUGAGGAACGUGAACGCAGCAUGUGAAAUUGUGUAAGGCAGAAUGGCUGCCUCAUUGGUUCGGACAGCUGUUAAGUCUUGCUGCAGACAGACCUCUCGAUCAUGGGGGGCAUGUCAGGCUGGAUGGAGGAGCUUGUCCACCAGCUCUGCCCCAGAUGUGGCUGCACACCAGGCAGCUGAGUGGGUCUCCUUCCCUCCUCUGCAGACAUAUUCAGAGGAGGAGAGCAUGAUGAGGGACACAGUGAGAAAAUAUGCACAGGAGCGCAUCGCUCCGUUUGUGUCAAAGAUGGAUGAAAACUCUGUCAUGGACGAGGACGUGAUCAAAUCCCUCUUUGAACAGGGCCUCAUGGGCAUUGAGAUCGACCCAGAAUACGGCGGCACCGGCUCUUCAUUCUUCUCCUCCAUUCUGGUCAUCGAGGAGUUGGCGAAGGUGGAUCCCUCGGUGGCCGUUCUCUGCGACAUCCAGAACACACUGAUCAACACGCUGUUUGCCAAACUGGGCACCCCAGCUCAGAAAGAGCAGUACCUCAGCCGACUGUCAACGGACAUGAUCGGAAGCUUCUGCCUCUCUGAAGCCGAGUCGGGGAGUGACGCCUUUUCUCUGAAGACGCGAGCUGAAAAACACAAGGACUAUUACGUCAUCAACGGCUCCAAGAUGUGGAUCAGUAAUGCGGAGCAUGCAGGCGUAUUCCUGGUGAUGGCCAAUGUGGACUUCUCUGCUGGAUACAAAGGCAUCACCUGCUUCAUCGUGGACCGGGACACCGAAGGGCUGGAGAUCUGCAAAAAGGAGAACAAGCUCGGCCUGCGUGCGUCCUCCACUUGCCCGCUAAACUUUGACAACGUCAAGGUACCAGAGAAAAACAUUUUGGGACAGAUCGGUCACGGGUACAAGUAUGCUAUCGGCAUGUUGAAUGAGGGCCGGAUUGGGAUUGCCAGUCAGAUGCUCGGACUGGCACAGGGCUGCUUUGACCACACCAUUCCUUACACCAGACAGAGGGUGCAGUUCGGAAAACGCAUCUUUGACUUCCAGGGCAUGCAGCACCAAAUUGCCCACGUGGCCACACAGAUUGAAGCUGCUCGGCUGCUGACGUACAACGCCGCUCGUCUGAAGGAAGCUGGCAGACCUUUCAUCAAGGAGGCCUGCAUGGCUAAAUACUUCACUGCAGAGGUUGCAACGCUAACCACAUCCAAGUGCAUCGAAUGGAUGGGAGGGGUGGGCUUCACCAAAGACUACCCCAUAGAGAAAUACUACAGAGACUGUAAAAUCGGCACCAUUUAUGAGGGCACGACGAACGUUCAACUAUCCAGUAUUGCCAAGUUCAUUGAUAAGGAGUUUGACCACUGAGCUCGAUCAAUUGCACUCUCUGCUGUGUUACACUCCAUGUUUGUUUGUUUUUACUCACAUGCCUUUGGUGGGAUUAAUGCAGCAGCAGUAGCUGCCUUCAUGCUUCUAGUGUUUUGUUUCAGUUUUAACUUGUAAAAUUGUUCCAACUUCUGAUGUUACUGAUACAGUUACAGUUCCCCAACAUUUGGGUAAAAGUUGAUCUGGUUAAAUUCUUCUAAAUUGCUCUCUAUCACUUAAUAUGUAGAUAUCUACCACUUCACCUCUUGGCCGUAUUUUUCUUUUGUUCUGCAUACUGCGAUGUGGUGAUCAAUCAUGCCAGAAUAACAUCCAUGUGUUGCAAUAGGAGAAUUAAUUUUUAUUUUUAUGACUGACAUCAAUUACCUCACAGUGCGUUUUCUUUUUCCAGGAAAACGCUUUUUAAUCUAACAUGAUCCGUUAAUACUGUACAGUCCUUUACUGGGGAAAAUGAGUCAAGAAAUUAUAUGUAAAGAGUGAUUUGUCAAAAAAAUCAAUAAAUUGGAAGUAUGCUAUGCUACAAA